AUGGCAGCUGCCCGGGAAAAAGUUCUGCAUCGUGAAAUUCCUCCCAUUUUCACAGCCCUCCUAGAGGUGUGUCCAUGGGUCAUGAACUUAAUGGGAGCUGAAGGGAAGACAUGGUCACCCCCAGUCCUCGAAGAUGGCAAGGCUCAAGCGUACCGGAUCAACAUUGAGCUGGACCCACAGGACAGUGGCCCUGCCCAGAGCAGGAGGUCAAUGCCCCAUGGAUCUGGGAGCAGCCCCAUGGACAACAAGCAGAUGCUGAACAUGCAGCAUCACCAACCAACCCGGCUCUACAUGAACAACAGCUCUGAGUCGGUGCUUCCAGGCCAGCUGAGUGGACUCCACAUCACUCCUGGCCACAGCAUGGACCCCGUGAAGUCUCUCCCACGGAACAGAAAUGGGAUUGAUGUGGAGUCAGAUGUCUACAAGAUGCUUCAGGAUUAUGAAAAGCCCAUUUCAGAGCCAAAGCAGUCUGGAUCCUUCCGGUACUUACAGGGCAUGUUGGAGGCCAGUGAGAAUGGUGAAAAACUCGACAAACUGAGCAACCCCCGAAACAUCAAGUCCCCAGUGCCAAAGCUUGGUGGUUCCAUGUCUGGGCUGCAGAUGCUUCCUGAGUGCACUCGCUGCAGGAAUGGGAUCGUGGGCACCAUCGUCAAGGCUCGGGACAAACUCUACCACCCCGAGUGCUUCAUGUGUGACGACUGUGGCCUCAACCUGAAGCAGAGAGGGUAUUUCUUCAUUGAGGAGCAGCUGUACUGCGAGAUGCAUGCCAAGGAGAGGGUUAAGCCUCCUGAAGGAUAUGAUGUGGUGGCUGUUUAUCCAAAUGCUAAAGUUGAACUCGUCUAAGGCUGGGCUGUGCUCUGGAGAGGUCGGAUGGCCGUGAGCCCACCCACGUCCUCCUGCCGGCUGCGAGCAGUGGAGCUGUGAUCAACCCCAAUUACCAAAGCCCAAGUUAAAAUGCCUUCUCCUAGAUAAAACCGUUUACACUUGGGAUCUCUGGGGAGUGGUGUUGAAAGCAUUCAAACAGGUUUUGCCCUUCUUUUUGACACUCUGCUUUUUGCUGUGUUGGGUUAUUAGUCUGUGCUGUAAUCUUGUCCAAGAUCUGUGUAAAUAUUGAUUAAUUCUUUACUCUCUUUCAUAUAAAACCUGUAUUCCUUUUUUUUUUUCUUUUUUUUUUUUUUUUGUUAUGCCCUCCUUCUACUGAAGAUGUUUUAGAAGAUAUUUUAAAAGCUCCAAGAAAAUAAGGCACUUUAAUAAAAUAAGCUGUCUCUUAUGUCCUAACCCUAAUUUUUUGUCCUGUGCCUGCCCCAGUGAUUAAAAACCAGCCCCUGAGAGUCAGGAUGAUACCGGUGGGUGCCUCACUCAGCUGUGUCCCAGCAAAUGUGCCAAGGAAGGGUGGUCUCUUAAAACAGUAAUUAAAAUGAAACUCUCUCAACCACAGCAGUGCAGUUUGAGGCUGACAAGAAGAAGUUUGAGUUCCCAAGAGAUCUCCACACUGAUUGUGUGAUGAGGCUUUUUUCUUCCUUUUUCUACUCCUAAUUCAAUUGUUCUGUCAUCUAAUAACCCAAGCACACCUUGAAAGGACACUGCAGUAGUCUGGAGCACCCUUUGAUUAUCCUCACCUCCUACAUUUCUGCCCACAGCUGCCUUUGCUUUGGCCAUUGUGACUAUUCCCCAGUUUUUGCUAUAAUUUUGCAGUCCUUUAUUUCUAGAUCCUCAGAUUUCUGCCAUCUGGGUCUGCCUCCCAGCAGGAAGGGGGUGAUAAAAUCCCUCCAGCCACUUAGGGAAUAACUGGAGUUUGGGUGAGCCCCAAAUCCCAGGACAGCAGGAUUGUCUUUAUAUCCAUCUCCCAAGGCAGUGCUUUUAGCCAGGUCCAUCAUCCACUUUAGUUUACAGGGAAAAUAUUUUAUAGAUCUUAAAAUGUUUCUUAGAGAAAUGUGGUUUUUUUCAUGUUAGUACUCAGAGGAAGGAAAGAGAAAGUUGAGUUGCUCAGCUUCUGGGUACUGUUGUGCAAGGCCAUGGGAGCUGUGUCUUUGGUACCACGAGGUUACUUCUGCUUUCCAACAGCCUAACUCUUCUUCCUCCUCCGUUUGAGAGAAGAAGGAUGUGGGGGAGAAAAAGAAAUGUUUGUGCUUGCUUUCCUUCCAUGGAAAAGGAAAAUAAGAAAUGGGGUGAUGGUCAAAGCACCCCUUCCCCUCCUGACUCUCCAUAAGAGGGGAAACUGGGGAUUGGAGGAGGGUUGGGAGUGUGAUCCUAGUUGGGCAGGUAAUUUCUUCCUAUAGGUUCUGCAUCCCAGAAGGGAUUUUAGGGAAGGGAUUCCCUAAAAGGGAUCCCCAGAAGGGAUUAACUGGUCUCCAAUCUAGAUCUCAUCAUGCAAUGCCUUACAGGGAUGCAGCAGCUCCUGCCCCGUGCCCUGCAGCCUCCCAGCAGCCACGGGCUCUUUCCAGCUGGGUACCACAGAGAUGCUGGCUAACAGCAGGACAUCCACCUCCCCCUCCUUCUGCAAUCAGGAAUUUUUAAUUAUCAAAGUACAAGAAACAUGGAAAUUUUUCUCACAGUGCUGAACCAUGUUUUUCUUGUAUUUACAUGGCCAUGCUUGGUCAGUUGGGCCCUCUGAAGGGGAAUGUUUAGGACAAAUGUUGUUAUAUGUUGGUUAUAGGUUGGAAGACAGAAUUUGACUUGAGUUUUUUUGAUUUAUCAGACAAAACAGUUUUGUUAUACUGUUCAGAACUUACUUACAUAGUUGGUUUGAAACUCCCAGGCUUAGAUAGCUCUCUGCCCAGAUCUCUGGCCAGUGGUGUGCUUGCAACUAAACUCCGAUGGCUGAGGGUCCCCUGUAACUUAUCCAGGGACUCAUUUUGGCAUGAACUAGGCUAGCCAAAUUGGAUUUGUGUUAUGGCCAAAUUCACCUUGUCCAGUCCAGACUAGCUGUACUGUGACAAUACUGUGACAAAUAAUAAACGAGGAGCCAAGGUAAUCAGGUGGGAAGAAUUACUUCCCUGGCUUGCAGGGCUCUGCUUGGAGCUCCUUAGGUUGCCUUUGUCAGAAACAUUUAUUCUGAAUUCCACUGUUAUCCUUAUACAUUGCUGGUUUGAGCUCUAGUGUCUGUAGCUUGAGAGUUCAGGCUUCACCCAAAUCCAGGACUGAGUACAGCUCAACUGCAUGAUGGAAGACUCACAACAUGAAUGGCACGGGAUGCUUUUCCCUGUUUUCCACGCAGAUAGUUGGAGUGCCAGUGGUGCUGUUUGUCACUCCCUGGGGUUCUUGUCCCCAUUUGAUUCUACCUGCAGGAUGCCAGGAGUCUGCAGCCCUGAUACAGGGAACACCAAGUUAUAAGUUGGUUCAUUGCCCUCAUUUUAAACACCCAGCUGAGGAGGCUGCUACCAGGACACCCUUGGUGGUCUUGCUUGGCUGCCACACCAGUACAGCACUGGGAAUACUGGGCAUGCAGCUGUUCUUUUAAUUUUAUCCCAAGUCCCCUCAAAUCAGUAUUUCCACAUGGCAUGUCAUGAUACCCUUUCUUAGGAGUAAUCAGUUCAUCUGAUGCCCCUGCAGAGCUUGGACCUGCCUCACACAGGCCCAUCCCAUGGCACAGGGUUUCCUGGCUUCAGGCCACCCUGUUCCUGUUGAGAGGCUUGCAGGAGCAAGUGUCACCUUCUCUAUCACCAGAUAAUGCUAUUAAACUCUGUAAAAUCUGGGGAGGGUAUUGCUUGUAUGAAACAAAAAAUAAAAUUGUAUUAUGGAUUUUGUCUCACA
Cyanistes caeruleus (blue tit) is the source of this 3753-nucleotide messenger RNA. The record is from RefSeq and is a predicted model, not a curated record. Lineage: Eukaryota; Metazoa; Chordata; Aves; Passeriformes; Paridae.